Molecule: messenger RNA, 1044 nt
Organism: Papaver somniferum (opium poppy)
Lineage: Eukaryota; Viridiplantae; Streptophyta; Magnoliopsida; Ranunculales; Papaveraceae
Exons: 2
Coding region: 1-1044 (347 amino acids)
Source: RefSeq, a predicted model, not a curated record
AUGGUGGAUAGUCAUCAGCUUCGACUCAUUGAAUGGGAUCCUGGAUUUGAUGCAGACAAGCAACCAACUUCCCGUGCAACUGUUUGGGUGAAAUUCCCCGGCUUGCCAAUGGAGUUUUGGGUUGAGAAAUAUUUGCUAGCUAUGGGUAAAUCCCUGGGAACUCCAAUUGUGGCGGAUACAAGAACUCUUAAUCAUGAACAUGGCCACUUUGCAUAUUUUCUUAUUAAUAUAGAUUUUGCUCGUCAUGAAACUGAUGAUAUUCAUGUUAUAGCUGGUGGAAGAAAUUUCUUGCAGGUACGUAAUAAUGGUUCAACUAAUGCUGGGAAAAAAACAUCUAAUGUUGUUGAGACAAGUGAUUGGCAUGAAGUUCGGCAUAAAAAGAAUGGAGAUAAGAAUACAACUACAGAAACCUUUCCCCCAUUUGUAUCAAGUUCGGAAAACCUUGUAAACAAGGUGUUUACGCAGUGCAAGGCUCAGAUUGAACAAGGUGAAGUUAGUGCUGAGGAGUGUAUUGCUUUGAAAUUGGCAAAGAAAAUGGAAGAUGACUUAGCAAAAUUGCAGAAGGCGCGUGAAGAUAUGGAAAGAGCUAAACAUACAUAUAAAGCUUUUAGUUUAAGAAACCUAACUAGUUCUGGAGUGAUUUUAUCUCCGAAUAAAUAUAGUGUGUUACAAAAGGAGGCGAUUUUACAUGAGUCCAAGGAAGACACGAAAAGCAUAAUCCAUAACUUGGAUUCUAUACGUGAAGGGGAAUUUGAAAACUACACGGAUUCUGAAGUAGUUUUCUCGGACUCAAAUUUGGGCUUGCAAGUGAAAAGUGGGUUUGAAAAUAUGGAUAGGGAAGCUCCACCCAAGGUGAGUGCUAGUUCUUCUAUUCAGUUAACGAAAGAAGAACAUGAGAUUUUUUGUACAAUUACAAAAUUUGAUACUCAACAAAAGUAUUUGAAGGAUUUAUCUUUUCGAAAGGAGUAUGUCAAGGAAACACAAGAUCAAUCAAAAAGAAUGAAGACUACAAAGAAGAAAGCUAAGGGAGGUGGAAACACUUAA